Microthlaspi erraticum is the source of this 1929-nucleotide messenger RNA. The record is from the annotation of a GenBank genome assembly. NCBI's taxonomy places the organism in Eukaryota, Viridiplantae, Streptophyta, Magnoliopsida, Brassicales, Brassicaceae.
AUGUCUCGUGAAUUUGAAGACUUGCAAAGAAUUCUUGUUCUGUUUUUUACUCUGUUUUCACUUAUCUACAACUCCAAUGGCAAAUUUAUCCCUGAGGGAUCUGCAGCUUUCAGCUCAAGCGGUUUCACCGUUUUAACGAACACCUCGAAGCAUUCCUAUGGUCAAGCUUUCAACAACCCAUCCGUUUCCAUCAAGAACUCGUCUUUCAACAUCAACUUCUUCUUUGGAAUCGUCCCUGAGCAUAACCACCAAGGCUCAAACGGCAUGGCUUUCGUGUUCUCUCCUACAAGAGGCCUUCCCGGAGCUUCCUCCGAUCAAUACCUCGGAAUCUUCAACGAAACAAACAACGGUAAAACCUCUAACCACGUUAUAGCCAUCGAGUUAGAUAUACACAAAGACGAAGAGUUUGGAGACAUUGAUGAUAAUCAUGUUGGGAUUAACAUUAAUGGUAUGAGAUCUGUUGCCUCUGCUUCUGCUGGUUACUAUGAUGAUGAAGAUGGAAAGUUUCACAAUCUUUCUUUGAUCAGCAGAAAGGUCAUGCGACUUUCGAUCGUUUAUAGUCAACCAGAUAAACAGCUCAAUGUUACUCUAUCCCCUGCUGAGUUCUCUGUUCCGCCUAGAAAAUCACUUUUGUCUCUAAACCAAGAUCUGUCUAUUUUUGGCUUCACGGCAUCAACCGGAUCCAUUGGAGCACUUCAUUAUAUGUUGAAUAUGCUAAUUGCUCCAGGAGUCGACUAUCCAUCAUUGGAGCUUAUUGCAGUCCCCAUCCUUCCUCCUUAUCCGAAGAAACUGCAUGAUACAACAAGGAAGAUUUUAUGGGUCUGCUUAACACUGGCGGUGAUCGCUGCGUUUGUCGCCUCGUGGAUUGGUUUCGUCUUUUAUUGGAGGCAUAAGAAGGUUAAAGAGGUUAUUGAGGAAUGGGAGAUUCAGUAUGGACCUCAUAGGUUUGCUUAUAAGGAGCUUUUCAAUGCCACAAAGGGUUUCAAGGAGAAACAACUUCUUGGAAGAGGUGGUUUUGGUCAAGUCUAUAGAGGAACGCUUCCGGGUUCUGAUGCAGAGAUCGCUGUGAAACGAACUUCUCAUGAUUCAAGACAAGGUAUGAGCGAGUUUCUAGCCGAGAUAUCAACAAUUGGUCGUCUCAGACAUCCGAAUCUAGUCAGGCUUUUGGGGUAUUGUAGGCAUAAAGAACAUCUCUACUUGGUUUAUGACUUUAUGCCUAAUGGAAGCCUUGACAGGUACCUAUACCGUUGCAACACGGAUGAGAGUCAAGAAGGGCUUACUUGGGAGCAACGUUUCAAGAUCAUCAAAGAUGUUGCAUCUGCUCUGCUAUACUUGCAUCAAGAAUGGGUACAGAUCAUCAUUCAUCGAGAUAUAAAGCCGGCUAAUGUUCUACUCGAUCAUGAAAUGAAUGCGAGGCUCGGGGAUUUCGGAUUGGCGAAGCUGUAUGAUCAAGGGUUUGAUCCGCAGACAACUAGAAUAGCGGGAACGUUCGGGUAUAUCGCACCAGAGUUUCUAAGAAUAGGAAGAGCAACAACAAGCACUGAUGUUUACGCCUUUGGGUUGCUUAUGCUUGAAGUAGUUUGUGGCAGAAGGCUGAUUGAGAGACGUGUACCGGAAAAAGAACAAGUUCUUGUGGAUUGGAUCCUAGAGCUUUGGGAAGAAGGAGGUGACCUUCUUGAUGCGGUAGAACAAAGUAUACGUCAAGAACAAAACAGGGGACAACUUGAGCUUGUUUUGAAGCUUGGUUUGUUGUGUUCGCAUCAUGCUGAAAUGGUUAGACCGGCUAUGAGUUCGGUUAUGCGGAUCUUGAAUGGCGAUUCGCAGCUUCCGGAUAAUCUUCUUGAGGUUGUAAGAGAUGAGAAAUUGAGAGGAUGGCCUGAGAUAUCAACUGAAGUACUAGUUGAUGUGGAUUCGUUGGUGGUACUUUGA